GAAAAACAUGAAGUCGCGGAUAUGUAAAAUGAUGGAAGUAUAUCUCUGGUAGAGAAAUUUGGGCGUUUCUCAAACAGCAGCAACCAAUAUUUGGCCCUGCAUAUAUGAUGAAUAACAUGAGCAAUGAUAUGUUAUGAUAUCCUGCCAAAGAGAUGAUUGAGAGAUAAUAUAAAACAAUUUUGGAGAUGUUUAUGAAGGAGUUGGUUAAUAGGGAUAACAAUGAAAAUGGAGAUGGGUGGGCCUGAAAAUGUGGAAAAAGGCAAAAAUGUAGGGGGAGGAUAUUGUAGUAGGGAUUUCCCCCCUGAAGAUGACUGCUGCGCCAUUUGCUUCGAUGACUUCAACUUUCCAUCCAAGACUAGCUGUGGACACUGGUUUUGUUCCGGCUGUAUUCUGGAGCUAUGGAGAUACCGGCCGGAUUCUAAACAAUGCAAAUGCCCUAUAUGCGGAUGUUUGAUACUUAAUCUGGUUAUGCAGUCGUCAAUGCUGAUUCAGCCAGGAGAAGAAGUUGGUAAAAUAGUCCGCGACAUCCAACUAUACAAUAAUACGAACCUCGGGGGGUUCUCUGGCCUCUUAAUGAAAGCAGCAGGGCUGCCACUGCUAAUCAGGAGAGGCCUGUGGGAAAAUUUGAACAUAACCAUGUUGGAGUACUUAUGUAAUUCAAUGCAUAAAAUUGGUGUAAGUUCAUAUAAUUAUUGUGAUUUCAUUCAUAUGAUGAAUUUUGAUCGAAUGUUGGUUCGUAGCUGCUGUUGGGCGUCGUAUAUGAAGUUUUUGAGUUGCAAUUCUUCCCAAAUGGGGGGAUUGGGAUCGCGGUAUGGUUCGAUUUGUGCAUCUAUGGCUUGGUGGUGUUCAUUCUAUGGGAUUUUAUAUGGCAGAGAUGGAUGGUGGUCUUCAGACGAUUGCUUUGACAACACAUGUUGAUAUUGCUUUCGGUAUAAUCCGGCAAUAUUUUUGUUUUCUUUUUAUUUAAAAAAUUUAAGGAAAUGUUGUGUAUUUUAUGUUUUCUUGAUAUCUUUGCAUUGCUUACUGGAUAACCAAUUCAAGAAUAUACAAUGGUUAAUCUAAAAAACCAUGACA
Molecule: messenger RNA, 1074 nt
Organism: Salvia hispanica
Lineage: Eukaryota; Viridiplantae; Streptophyta; Magnoliopsida; Lamiales; Lamiaceae
Source: RefSeq, a predicted model, not a curated record